UAUUUGCAAUCAUUGGGAACUCGGGAACUCAGAAACCCAUAAAAUCUUAUACUUCAGUUCAACAGCACCAGCAUCACUCAAAGUUGGCAACUUUCUUCCUUUGUUCCUAAAAGAUUCUUCUUUUUUCAUACUGUGGGGGAAGUUGGGAUGAAAGAAAUGAAACAAGUGAGGCUGUUGGCAAUUCUGUUGGUAGUUGUUGUUGCAACCCCUCAAGUUGAGAAGGCAAGCUCGCAUGGAGAUCACCCUCUUUCCAGAAUUGCUAUUCAUAGAGCAACCUUUGCACUUGAUGAGCUUGCUUACAUUCAAGCCUCUCCUUCUGUUCUUGGAUUAAGGGGGCAAAACACAGAGUGGGUGAAGUUGGAAUUUGGUACCGAAGACCCGAAAAUCGAUGAUUGGAUUGGAGUGUUUUCUCCUGCUAAUUUCAGUGCUUCCACCUGCCCUGAGGAAAAUCCGAGAGUUUAUCCUCCGUUUUUGUGUUCUGCGCCGAUUAAGUAUCAGUAUGCGAAUUACUCCACUCCCGACUACAAAGACACCGGAAAAGGGUUCUUGAAGCUUCAGCUCAUCAACCAGAGAUCGGACUUCUCUUUCGCACUAUUUUCUGGCGGUUUAUUGAAUCCAAAGGUGGUGGCGGUGUCAAAUCAUGUAGCUUUCGCUAAUCCAGAUGCACCAGUUUACCCUCGCAUAGCACAAGGAAAAGAAUGGAAUGAAAUGACCGUAACAUGGACAAGUGGAUAUGGGAUCAAUGAUGCAGUACCUUUUGUUGAAUGGGGUCCUAGAGGAGAAACUACGCGUUCCCCAGCUACGACGCUAACUUUUGAUCGUCAUAGCUUGUGUGGUGCACCAGCAAGAACAGUGGGAUGGCGUGACCCUGGAUUCAUACAUACUAGUUUUCUGAAGGAGUUGUGGCCAAACAGACAGUACACGUACAAGCUGGGACAUAGAUUGUUUAAUGGUACAUACAUUUGGAGUCGAACGUAUCAGUUUAGAGCAUCUCCUUAUCCUGGUCAAAAUUCUUUACAGCGCGUAGUCAUUUUUGGUGACAUGGGAAAGGAUGAAGCUGAUGGUUCCAAUGAAUACAACAAUUUCCAGCCAGGUUCGCUUAACACUACUAAGCAACUUAUUCGUGACUUGAAAAACAUCGAUAUAGUCUUCCACAUUGGGGAUAUAUGUUACGCGAAUGGUUAUCUUUCACAAUGGGACCAGUUUACCGCACAGGUCGAACCAAUAGCAUCAACUGUUCCUUACAUGAUUGCAAGUGGAAACCAUGAACGAGACUGGCCAGGAACAGGUUCUUUCUAUCAGAACAUGGAUUCUGGAGGCGAAUGUGGUGUGUUGGCUGAAAAUAUGUUCUAUGUUCCCACAGAGAACAGAGCUAAGUUUUGGUACAAAACUGACUACGGCAUGUUUCGCUUCUGCAUAGCAGACACGGAACAUGACUGGAGAGAGGGCACGGAGCAGUACAAGUUCAUCGAGCACUGCUUAGCAUCAGUCGAUAGACAGAAGCAACCCUGGCUAAUAUUUCUCGCACAUCGAGUUCUGGGAUACUCUUCAGAUUUCUAUUACGCAGAAGAAGGAUCGUUUGCAGAACCAAUGGGGAGGGAGAGCCUCCAAAAACUCUGGCAAAAGUAUAAGGUCGACAUUGGCAUUUACGGCCAUGUCCAUAACUACGAAAGAACCUGUCCCAUAUACCAGAAUAUUUGCACCGAUGAAGAGAAACGCCAUUACAAGGGCAGCUUGAAUGGAACAAUACACGUGGUUGCUGGUGGUGCAGGAGCAAGCCUGUCAACGUUUACCGCUAUCCAAACGAAAUGGAGUAUUUUCAAAGACUACGACCAUGGAUUUGUCAAGCUCACAGCAUUCGAUCACUCGAACCUUUUGUUUGAGUACAAGAAGAGCAGGGACGGGCAGGUUUACGACUCGUUCAGAAUAUCCAGAGAUUAUAGGGACAUCUUAGCCUGCACUGCUGAUAGCUGCCCUAGCACCACACUCGCCUCAUGAUCUGGAAAGUAAAUUAAUAUUUGUUACUACAGAGUGAAAUGAACGGAUCAUUACUCUUUCCAUGUAUAUAAAAUUGAGAGAUUAUGGUAAUUAAUCAGGAAUAUUAGUGCCGGCUAGUUAACAUUUUAUAAUUUCCUAUCCAAUUAGGACGUGCUGUGAACAUUUCUGUCGUAGUUCAAUGAACCUGCUAUAUAUUACCUAA
Molecule: messenger RNA, 2200 nt
Organism: Pyrus x bretschneideri (Chinese white pear)
Lineage: Eukaryota; Viridiplantae; Streptophyta; Magnoliopsida; Rosales; Rosaceae
Product: probable inactive purple acid phosphatase 1
Exons: 12
Coding region: 148-1998 (616 amino acids)
Molecular function (GO): metal ion binding; acid phosphatase activity
Source: RefSeq, a predicted model, not a curated record